Rhizopus microsporus ATCC 52813 is the source of this 2139-nucleotide messenger RNA. RefSeq lists its product as uncharacterized. The transcript has 6 exons. Lineage: Eukaryota; Fungi; Mucoromycota; Mucoromycetes; Mucorales; Rhizopodaceae. Gene Ontology annotation, biological process: nuclear-transcribed mRNA poly(A) tail shortening. Gene Ontology annotation, cellular component: cytoplasm; CCR4-NOT complex; nucleus. The coding region runs from base 122 to 2119 and encodes 665 amino acids. Gene Ontology annotation, molecular function: poly(A)-specific ribonuclease activity; protein binding. The record is from RefSeq and is a predicted model, not a curated record.
CCAAUCAAUAAGCUUGACUUACCAAAAAUGGAAACAAAGGUGUGCAUAUAGUACUUUCAAGACCCAUUUUUUUAUGUGUCGACAUUUUUUUCUAUUAUUUAUUAUGCUCAUUUUGUAAAUCAUGUCUUUUGAUAAAGAAAAGGAAAAUGGACCACUAAAUAGUAACAGCUAUUUCAACCACUCGCUUCACCAAAUGUUUAAUUCGGGUAAUGUUGCUGCAGCAUUUACCACAUCUCCAAGAACUUCGCCUUCUGUAGCCAAUUAUUCAAUGUCAAUGUACGGCAUGCCUACUACAGCCAAUGCUAACGCCAACACCAACACAUUUGGUGCUCGUUUCCCAUUGCAACCUCAAGCUCAGCCUCUUCUUGGAGGUACACCAACAGAAGCAGCUACACCUCACUUGGCUCGUCAGUUGCAAUAUGCGCAAAUCUCUCGACAGUCGUCAUCUCCUCACCAUCAUGCUCGUGCAGCUGCUGCCAUGGCUCGUAAUACACCUGUCUCCACUGCUGUCACUAUUACGGAUCCAAACGACCCCAAUAAGUUUGCAAACGGCCAUGGUGCGUUUAAAACUAAAAAGACAACUACCAAGGCAAACGAAGAAAAUCAAACAUGGACUUCUUUAGAUAUGGGUGGCAUGGGACUCAAGAAUAUUUCAUCGGCCAUCUGUAACUACAAGUUUUUAACAGCACUUUAUAUUAACCAUAAUAACUUGACGUACCUCAUGCCUUCCUUGGCUCAGUUGACUCAAUUGAGGGUCUUGGAUAUCUCUGGUAAUAAGUUAAGUAUGCUCCCGCCUGAACUAGGUAUGCUUAUCAACCUGCGCGAACUGUUGGCCUUUGACAAUAACUUGGUAACUCUACCUACUGAGUUUGGUAAUCUUUAUCAACUCGAGACAUUGGGACUUGAAGGCAAUCCUAUUCAAGCAGACAUAAAGAAUAUCUUGAUCAAGGAUGGUACACAAGCUGUUAUCAUGUCUCUUCGAGAAAAUGCUCCAGUUGGUAUGCCUCCUCCUCAAAGAGAAUGGGUUCCCGUCGAAGGAGACACUGGUGAAGAUGACUCAGAUAAGUUUUCUGUAUUGUGUUACAAUAUUUUGUGCCGGAAAUAUGCAACCAGUCAAGCUUAUGGUUACACUCCGUCAUGGGCAUUAAGCUGGGACUAUCGUAAGGAGCUAAUAUUGACCGAGCUCUCUCAUUAUAAUGCCGAUAUACUUUGCCUUCAGGAAGUUGAAAUGGGAAACUAUGAGGAUGAACUAAUAGAGCAUUUUGCAAAGGCAGGGUAUGAAGCCAUUUUCUUUCCCAAGACAAGAGCAAAAACUAUGACAGAAAAGGAAAGACGCGUAGUCGAUGGCUGUGCGACGCUUUAUAAGACAUCAAGAUUUAAACUUAUUGAACAUCAAAUGAUUGAAUACAAUCAAAAGGCCCUUCAACGUUCCGACUUUAAAUCGGCAGAUAUUUAUAACCGAGUGAUGAACAAGGACAACAUUGCAGUGCUUUCAUUGCUGGAAGAUGUUGUGACUCAACAACGAGUUUUAGUGGCGAAUACACAUCUUCACUGGGAUCCUUUAUUUGCUGAUGUUAAACUUGUGCAAAUUGGUGUAAUGAUGGAAGAGAUACAGAAGCUUGCGAACAGACACUUGAAUGAAGGAUCAGUCUCUUAUGGUCAUUGUUCUAAAUUGCCAACGGUCAUCUGUGGAGAUUUAAAUUCUGCUCCAGAUUCUGGUGUCUAUGAGUUCUUAUCUAAAGGAUCGGUUGCGCACGAUCACGAAGAUUUUGGUGAUCAUUCAUAUGGAGUAUAUACCACGGAAGGAUUAUCUCAUCCAUAUACACUCAAGAGCUCAUAUGGAACAACUCAAGAAUUGUCAUUUACAAAUUUUACACCAGAGUUUAAAGGAAUUUUAGAUUACAUUUUUUAUACUACAAACACAUUGGAAGUGACCUCUGUGUUGGGAAAUAUAGAUAAUGAAUAUCUCUCAAAAGUUAUUGGCUUCCCUAAUGCACACUUUCCAUCAGAUCAUAUCCCUAUUAUGGCAGAAAUCAAGUAUAAACCUAAUAACAAAAAAGACCAAACAAGACCAGCUGAUUUUAGUUCUACAAAUACAAUAAAGAAUAAUAGACAAUAAAAAAUCUGUAAAAAAAAAGA